Messenger RNA from Pteropus alecto (black flying fox), 5912 nucleotides. RefSeq names its product solute carrier family 24 member 1 (gene SLC24A1). Gene Ontology annotation, biological process: visual perception; intracellular calcium ion homeostasis; long-term synaptic potentiation. Gene Ontology annotation, molecular function: calcium, potassium:sodium antiporter activity; calcium channel activity. Gene Ontology annotation, cellular component: membrane. The record is from RefSeq and is a predicted model, not a curated record. The transcript is spliced from 11 exons. The coding region runs from base 1 to 3312 and encodes 1103 amino acids. NCBI's taxonomy places the organism in Eukaryota, Metazoa, Chordata, Mammalia, Chiroptera, Pteropodidae.
AUGGGGAAAUUGAUCAGGAUGGGAGUGCAGGAAAGGCGGUUACUUCGGCCAAAACGGCUUCGUUGUAGUCGCUUCCUCUUCCUGUUGGGAAUAUUGAUCAUUGGUUCCACCUAUCAGCACCUGAGGAGCCCCCAGGGCCUCCCAACACUGUGGGCAGCGGUCUCUUCUGAACACCCUGUGAAACUUGCCAGCCGGGACCUCCUCAACAAUGAGAUGAUGACCGUGAGCAGUGACCCUCCAAAAGCUAGCUCUGAAAUAGAAGGUGAGACACAGGUGCCCCAAGCCACAGUGGACAGGAAUGAAGCAACAUCUGGCAUAACAAUGGAAAACAUCCCCAAUACGCCCAGAACAACAGCCGACAUCUCUCCAACAAUACCUGAGAAUAACUACAGCCCAACAGCAGCAGGCACAGAAAGAAUGAAGGAAAACACCCCAACCACACCCAGUGGAAGACAGAAUCACUACACCCCAACUUUAAGCAGAUCAACAGUAAAGAAUUAUACCCCAGUAACAUCCAGGGGAGAAAUGAAGAGCUACCACCCAACUCAAGCCAGAGGCAAGGUGAAGAAAUACACUCCAUCCUUACCUGGUAGAAUAGUAAACGAUUAUGCCUCAUCCACACUCAUGACACUGACAAGGAGCCAUGGGAUCAUCCCUAGAACAACAGUGAAAGAGAGUGAAACUAUGGCGACUUACAAAACAUUGGAGACCAACCCCUCCAAGGGAAUAGUGGAAGAAACCACUCCAACUACUCUCAAAGAAAUUGAUAACACCCCACCUUUCCUGAUAAAUGAUAUAGAAACAAACAUCUUAACUUCUCAAAGUAUGGUGGAAAAGAACACCCUGACUACCCCCAGAAGAGUGGAUGAUAACAGCUCAACCAACCCUCAGGGAUUAAUGGGAAAGAACAACUUCACAACUUCCCAGGAAAAGGUCCUGGAGCACACCACAGCCAUCUCUGAGGGGCAGGUGACAACUAGCACCUUGUCAGGCAGCAGCCCAGCAGAAACCAAAGCUUCUACUGCUGCUUGGAGGGUUAGGAAUCCCUCAUCCAGAACCAGUACACCAACCACUGGAAUAUCCUUGGCCACACUCCGGGGGCUGGCAAAGAAACCAUCCACAGGACCCAGCACUUCAGCAACCCCCAGCAUCAGGGAAAAUCCGACCACUCAGGUCCGUCACUGUAUUGUUGUGGAGCCAGCCCCAGCCAUGCCUACUGCCCCCUCCUCCAGCCUGACAACGGCCCUGCUCCCAGAGGUGCCCAGUCCCAGUUUCUCAGCACUGCCCCCCAGCCGACCAGACCACCACUCCAAGGCAGAGUACCCCCCAGACCUGUUCAGUGUGGAGCAGCGGCAACAGGGCUGGGUACUCCUGCACAUCUUUGGCAUGAUGUAUGUGUUUGUGGCCUUGGCCAUUGUGUGUGAUGAGUACUUCGUCCCAGCCCUGGGUGUCAUCACGGACAAGCUGCAGAUCUCUGAGGAUGUGGCAGGCGCCACGUUCAUGGCUGCUGGAGGUUCUGCCCCUGAGCUGUUCACCUCCCUCAUUGGCGUCUUCAUCUCCCACAGCAAUGUGGGCAUCGGCACCAUUGUGGGCUCUGCUGUGUUCAACAUCCUCUUUGUCAUCGGCACCUGUGCCCUCUUCUCCAGAGAGAUCCUCAACCUUACCUGGUGGCCCUUGUUCCGUGAUGUCUCCUUCUACAUCCUUGACCUGAUGAUGCUCAUUCUCUUCUUCCUGGACAGCCUCAUUGUCUGGUGGGAAAGCCUGCUGCUGCUGCUGGCCUAUGCCUUCUAUGUGUUCACCAUGAAGUGGAACAAGAAGCUCGAGCUCUGGGUGAAAGAGCAGCUCAGCAAGUGGCCAGCGGCCAAGGUCAUGGCCGUAGGGGACCUCAACAAGCCAGGUGAUGGGGCAGUUGCGGUAGAUGAGCUACAGGAUAACAAGAAGCUAAAGCUCCCGUCCGUGCUGACCCGAGGGAGUAGCUCAGCCUCUCUGCACAACAGCACCAUCCGCAGCUCCUUCUACUGGCUCAUGCUCCACAGCCUGGACCCUCUGGGGGAAGCCCACUCCUCCAGGAACAAGGAUGAGGAGAGCUUGAAUCAAGAGGCCAAAGUCAAGCCUCAGGCCAAAGCGGAGAGCAAACCAGAAGAGGAGGAGCCAGCCAAGCUCCCUGCGGUCACGGUCACACCAGCCCCUGCUCCAGACGUCAAGGGAGAUCAGGAGAAGGAUCCUGGCUAUCAGGAAGGAAAUGUGGCUGGAGUUGGGAGCACAGGUGAAAUAACUGAUGAAGAGGCUAACGCUCCUGGUGAAGGCAAAAAUGGACAGCAAAGUGAAAGUGAAACUCAACUAGAAGGUAAAGGUGAAAGUGAAGCAGAAAGAGGAGACGAUGAAGGGGAAGGUGAAACUGAAGCAGAAGGAAAAGGAAAUGAAGAAGGAAAAGGAAAUGAAGGUGAACUCCAAACAGAUGAUGGUGAAAUGAAAGGUGAUAAAGGUGAAACUGAGGAGCAGGAAUUCAAUACUGAAAAUCAAGGUGAAGCCCAAAGUGAUGAGGAAGGUACAGAUGGUGAAGGGGGUGGUGAUGGAGGUGACGGUGAAGACGAGAAGGACAGUGACGGUGAAGAUGAGGAAGAGGAGGAGGAUGAGGAUGAGGAUGAUGAGGAUGAAGACGAGGAGGAGGAAGAGGAAGAGGAAGAAAAUGAGGAGCCUUUGUCCCUGGAGUGGCCUGAGACCAGGCAGAAGCAGGCCAUCUACCUCUUCCUCCUGCCCAUCGUGUUCCCGCUGUGGCUGACGGUGCCCGACGUACGGAGGCUGGAGUCUAGGAAGUUUUUUGUUAUCACCUUCCUGGGAUCCAUCAUAUGGAUAGCCAUGUUCUCAUACCUCAUGGUGUGGUGGGCUCACCAGGUUGGCGAAACAAUAGGGAUUUCUGAAGAGAUUAUGGGCUUGACCAUCCUAGCAGCAGGCACAUCAAUUCCUGACCUCAUCACCAGUGUGAUUGUUGCUCGGAAAGGCCUGGGAGACAUGGCCGUGUCAAGCUCUGUGGGCAGUAACAUAUUUGAUAUCACCGUGGGUCUGCCUGUUCCUUGGUUCCUGUUCUCUCUUAUCAAUGGACUACAGCCUGUUCCAGUCAGCAGCAAUGGCUUGUUUUGUGCAAUCGUUUUGCUUUUUCUCAUGCUCCUGUUUGUGAUCUCUUCAAUUGCAUCAUGCAAAUGGAGAAUGAACAAGAUCCUGGGCUUCACAAUGUUCCUCCUUUACUUUGUCUUCCUAAUAAUCAGUGUGCUGUUAGAAGAUCGAAUCAUAUCCUGUCCUGUAUCUGUCUGACUCACUGUUGUUUAAAAUGGACAUGGAUCAGAAAACCAUGCCAGAAGUCACCGUAUCUCUUGUUACAUUAAUGAAAGAUGAACAUGAUCCAAGAGAGUGAACUGAGAGGCUGAGAGCCAGAUGCAAAUGUGAUACGGGAGUGAAAUUUAUUGUUGGAAACACAUGCAAGCUCAUUGUGGAUUAAGACUCUCACCUCUGAAGGUGUGGAGUUCCUACUCCUUGACUGAUACAGACACUAUCACAUGGAGACCAGUAGAAGGACCCCUAGAUUCAGAGGUUUUUUUACAUGAAGAUAAUUGGGGGUGAGGGUUGAGACAGGCACAGUAGCAAUAACACGAGCUCCCAUGCUCACAGUUCCCUGCUCACUCCAGGGCCGCUGAUCCACAGGAUGCAGAUGUGGUCUGUAUCGGACCCUCCUGGCCCCUGCCCCAAGCACAUACUCCAAUUUGCUGUCUUCUCUGUUUCUGUUCUAGAAGGUUUGUAAUCAUUACCGGUUCAGUUAUUGGUGAGUUUAAGGAGCUAAGGUUAUAGGAAAAAAUGAAGUAUAACAGGAAUCGAUUAUCAUUAGUAAGAUGUGUACUAAUAUUUUACAGCUUAAGAGGACAUUAGCUCUUGUUGCAUUUCUGAAAAAUGAAAUUAAAAUAAGUAGCCCGAGAAAUAAAAAUUAUAAUUUGCCCUUGAAUUUGGGAGGCAUAGAUAUUAGGGAAGGAAAACUAGGGGCUAUUUAAAAAUAUGUACUUAUUAGAAAAUCCAAGUUAGUAUUGUCUCCAUCAAAUGGUCAACUUGAGUGAUUAGACAUUUUAACCCAGCUAUACUGGCUCUCCCCCUCCAGCAUAUUCUCACCCAACAGUGACAGCUGCUCAUAUUGAGAAGGGAAGUAAUUUUAAAAAGAGACCAAAGUCAGUAGAGCCAAGUCAGAUUUAUAAAGUAAGAAAUCCAGUGGGGCAAUGCUAUUUUUGUAUGUUAACCUAGACAGGAUUAUAAAGCAAAAAGAUUGAUUUCUUAUGCGGCUUACAUGUGGAUUUUAAAGCAAUUACAAAGGAGGAAUUCCAAAAAUGCUUAUUAGCAUGAUGGCAACAUGAUGAGAAAAACGUAUUACUACUUCCAAAGUAGCUAGUGUAAAGGACACUUGUGUUUUAAAAAAUUGUGUGGUUAUUUAAACAUUUCAUAUGGAAUUUGAAGUGCUGUAUAUUAAAUACCACUGCUUGCUGCUUUUACUAGCAUCAGGGCACACAUUAGAAACGAAACAGUUCCAUGUCCCUAGUUUCAGAGCAAAAGGAGCUAAAGGUAACUAUUAUAAUGGUAAAUAUGGCUUCAUUUACAAACACGAGAGGGGAUUCACCAAAGACCAGAAGAUAGCAGGACAGAUGUGAUGUGAAAAAAAUUAAACAUUCUGGUGUUUGAAGGGCUGUGUUCAAAGUACUUCAGUCCAUAAUCCACCUCUUAAGAUGGGUUGGUUAAUUUAAUGGCCUCACUGCCCCAGGAUUCACAUUCUUUGGAAAUAACUUUUAUUAAAUUUCAAUAAAUUGUGAGUCCCUAUGGUAUUUUAUUUUACAAACAUAGAUGGGUUCAUCUCUAUCUUUAGGUCAUUUGGUCAGAACGCUCAAAAGAAGAUUGAUUAAGAAUAUGGAAUCAUGUUGAAAUUUCUUAAAUUAGAUAUCUUUUUUCCUGAUGCUGCUGCACUGCCCAGAUGCCAUCUGCCAUGGCUUAAGAACAGGAGGAGGGAGUAAUACCUGUGGAAGGGAGAUCCCAAUGCCAAGACUCUGGGCGCCAACCUGGUAUCUGCAGCCAAUUCCAGCUAACCUUGGGGAAGUCACCUCCUCACUGACAGCCUGGGAUCUGACACUCCCCCGGAAUGACUGAGUGAGGAAUGACUGACAGUGAAACAUUCCGUAAUGAUAAAGCACCGAAGAGCCAUUUCAUAAUUAAAAUGAACUCGAACGAUCCAACAACUUUUCCUAAUCAAUUUGCUGAAUUUCUGGCAUUUCUCUUUGCCUAAAAAAGGAAGUUCUGAUCACUUUACAGAAAAGGUCAAGUACAUAAAAUGAAAGCUGUGUCUUGAUGGAUAAGUAGGGAUUCAAGAAGAGGGAGAAAAAGAUUUCAGGGAGAUGGAAAACCUUAUAUAACUUAUGAAAGAUAAUUUGGUAUGCUUGGAAACUAAAAUUUGUCAUACAUUUAGAAAUCUAUAAUUUAUUAAACAUUUAUUAAAAUGUUUUAGAGGUAAAGCGCUAUCUUAAAAUGUCAAGAUAAUGGUGAGAUGGUCCUCUCAUUUGAUAGGCAAAAUGAUCUGUAGAGCUAUAUGGGACAAAUUCUAGGUCAUCCAUUCAGCCUAGAAAUUCUGAACUGUCUCAUGUGGGUGUCUGAAUUGGAAGACAGUGGCUUCACAGAUGACGACUUCAUCACUCCUGAGUUUGCAUAUUCUUGAUGGCCCUGGUAAUAAGUUUGGGUCCAAUUUCUAAAAAUGUGAAACUCUUCCUAAUUUAAUGGGUUAAUAUUUUAUAUAUAGUACCAGAAAAAAGGCUGCAUUCCAAACUUAUGAAAAUUGGUAUAUGUUUAAAUGAUUAUUAUAUAUUGUGAACAUUAAAUUGCACUCCCAUUAA